Hibiscus syriacus is the source of this 1526-nucleotide messenger RNA. RefSeq names its product tubulin alpha-2 chain. The transcript has 3 exons. NCBI's taxonomy places the organism in Eukaryota, Viridiplantae, Streptophyta, Magnoliopsida, Malvales, Malvaceae. Gene Ontology annotation, biological process: mitotic cell cycle; microtubule cytoskeleton organization. Gene Ontology annotation, molecular function: structural constituent of cytoskeleton; GTP binding. The record is from RefSeq and is a predicted model, not a curated record. Gene Ontology annotation, cellular component: microtubule; cytoplasm. Bases 99 to 1451 code for a protein of 450 amino acids.
CCGCAUUUCGCCACUCCAGAUUUUCAAAUCGUUUUACAAGGUGUCUUAAUAAACGCCUUCUUCUUCAUCUGUUUUUGGUUAUUUUUCUCAAGGAGAAAAUGAGAGAAUGCAUUUCAGUCCACAUCGGUCAGGCAGGUAUCCAGGUCGGAAAUGCUUGCUGGGAGCUUUACUGUCUCGAGCAUGGAAUCCAGCCUGAUGGUCAGAUGCCAAGUGACAACACUGUCGGAAGAGGUGACGAUGCUUUUAACACCUUUUUCAGUGAAACUGGUGCUGGAAAGCACGUCCCUCGAGCUGUCUUUGUGGAUCUUGAGCCCACUGUUAUUGAUGAAGUGAGGACCGGUGCUUAUCGCCAGCUUUUCCAUCCUGAACAACUCAUCAGUGGAAAGGAAGAUGCUGCCAACAACUUUGCCCGUGGUCAUUACACCAUUGGCAAGGAGAUUGUUGACCUGUGCUUGGACCGAAUCAGGAAGCUUGCUGAUAACUGUACCGGUCUUCAAGGGUUCCUUGUAUUCAACGCUGUCGGUGGAGGCACUGGAUCUGGCUUUGGUUCUCUCCUUUUGGAGCGAUUGUCUGUUGAUUAUGGCAAGAAAUCCAAGUUGGGUUUUACUGUUUACCCUUCUCCCCAAGUAUCCACUUCAGUUGUUGAGCCAUAUAACAGUGUUCUAUCAACUCACUCCCUUCUGGAGCACACUGAUGUGUCCAUUCUCCUUGACAAUGAAGCUAUCUACGACAUUUGCAGGCGCUCUCUCGACAUUGAGAGGCCCACAUACACCAACCUUAACCGCCUUGUCUCUCAGGUCAUUUCUUCCUUGACUGCCUCGCUGAGGUUUGAUGGUGCCUUGAACGUUGAUGUGACUGAAUUCCAGACCAACUUGGUUCCCUACCCAAGGAUCCACUUCAUGCUUUCCUCAUAUGCACCGGUAAUCUCUGCUGAGAAGGCUUAUCACGAGCAGCUUUCGGUUGCUGAAAUCACCAACAGUGCCUUUGAACCCUCAUCUAUGAUGGCCAAGUGUGAUCCUCGCCAUGGAAAGUACAUGGCUUGCUGUUUGAUGUACCGUGGUGAUGUAGUUCCCAAGGAUGUCAAUGCUUCUGUUGCUACCAUCAAGACCAAGCGCACCAUUCAGUUUGUGGAUUGGUGCCCAACUGGCUUCAAGUGUGGUAUCAACUACCAGCCACCCACUGUCGUUCCAGGAGGUGAUCUUGCUAAGGUCCAGAGGGCUGUUUGCAUGAUUUCCAACUCCACUAGUGUUGCUGAAGUCUUCUCUCGCAUUGACCACAAGUUUGAUCUUAUGUAUGCCAAGCGUGCUUUUGUUCACUGGUACGUCGGUGAGGGUAUGGAAGAAGGUGAAUUCUCUGAGGCUCGUGAGGACCUUGCUGCAUUGGAGAAGGAUUAUGAAGAAGUUGGUGCUGAAUCAGCUGAGGGUGAUGAGGGUGAAGACGACGAGUAUUAAGAUGUGGUUGUGGGAUUAUGUUGUCUCUUAUAAUGUUUUACGUCCCUGUUUAUGUUGAAUCGUUGAAGCUUCGUU